CUGUUAUUGACGGCGGACGGGCAACUUGAACCCCAACCCUUUGCCUUUAGCCUGCAUUCACCUGCAGCUUUGCACCGUCCGUAGCCACAACUACUAACCUCAAUGUCAAAUUGCCCGCAUCUAGUCCACAUUGCCCGGCGCUUGGCGAUGUCCAAAACGCGUAGGAUGUUGCGUUGCAGCCAGCGCCUAAUGUACCAUUACAGUAGUAAUACUGCUCACAGUUCUACUAUUCCAUGCAGUACUACACACUACUCUACCUCCAGCAAGUCCGUCCGGAUAGGAUGUGCCUCCGGGUUUUGGGGCGACACCUCCACAUCAGUGCCUCAGCUCAUCUAUGGCGGGAAGCUGGACUUCCUGGUGUUCGACUACCUAAGUGAGAUCACCAUGUCCCUCCUGACCGCCGCCAAGGCAAAGACGCCUACCAUGGGUUAUGCUCCAGACUUUGUGCAAGCAGCCAUCGCUCCAUUCAUCACUGACAUCCACAAGAGAGGUAUCCGGGUGGUGAGCAACGCUGGGGGUGUGAACCCCUUGGCAUGUGCUGGAGCUAUACAGGAAGUGAUUAAGAAGGCGGGGCUUGACCUGAAGGUUGCCGUGGUGACGGGCGAUGACCUCAUGACUCAGAAAGGCAGUCUGUCUGAGGUGAAGAUGGCGGAUGGUAGUGGUAAUCAAAGGUUACCACGGACCCUUCACAGUAUGAAUGCAUACCUGGGGGCGGUGUCUAUCCAGAGGAGUCUGGACCGGGGGGCUGACAUCGUGGUGACGGGCCGCUGUGUGGACUCAGCGGUGGCCCUGGGACCCCUGAUGCACUCGUUCGGCUGGAAGACAGACAGCUAUGACCUGCUGGCUGCCGGAAGUCUUGCAGGACAUCUGAUAGAGUGUGGAGCCCAGAGCACUGGAGGAAUAUUCACCGACUGGCACACGGUCCCUGACUGGGACCGGAUGGGUUUCCCGAUAGUGGAGUGCUCUGUGGACGGCUCCUUCGUCCUCUCCAAGCCCCCCGGCACCGGGGGGCUGGUCUCCUUCGGUACGGCGGCUGAGCAGCUGGUGUACGAGAUCGCAGACCCCCGCCGCUACAUGCUGCCCGACGUCACCUGUGACUUCAGCCAGGUGGUCGUCACGGAGAUACCAGGUGUGGAGGGAGGAGCAGUCAGUGUGUCUGGUGCCAAAGGUUACGCCCCGUCAUGUGACUACAAGGUGUGUGCUACCUAUAUGGAUGGUUUCAGGGCGACAGCCGUGUGUCCGGUGGGAGGACCUCGGUCUGCGGAGAAGGCCAGAAGAACGGCCCAGAGCCUCAUUACCCGGGCGAAGAGGCUGUUCACACAGUUGGGGUUCGAAGAUUUCAGCUCCGUGAACAUUCAGGUCCUGGGAGCUGAGGACACGUACGGAGCCAACGCUGCUGGCCCGGGAUCCAGGGAGUCUGUGUUGUGGAUGUCUGUACACCACAAACAGAAAAAGGCUCUGGAGUUCUUUGCCAGAGAGAUCGCAUCUGCGGGUACUGGCAUGGCCCCCGGACUGAUGGGAAUCGUUGGCGGACGUCCGAGAGUGUCCCCUGUUCUGAAGCCGUUCUUCUUCAUGCUUCCCAAGUCCCUGCUCCAGGUGGAGUUGCACAUUGGUGGAGAGCUAGUUGAGACACUGUCAGAGGGGGCGGAGCCAGAGUCAGUGCAGCAGGAAGCCCGCCCACUCAGGAAGAGGAAACCACUGAUGCUGAGCUGCCCAGCGGGACCCACAGCUACAGGAUAGAGGAGCUGCAUACACCCGCAGUGGAGACAAGGGAGACUCGGCCAAUAUAGGAGUGAUUGCGCGUCCACCCCGGCUUCUAACCCCUACCUGAAGGAACACCUGACUGCUUCUGUGGUGGAGGACUACUUCUCUCACCUCAUAACAGCCCGGCACACACAACGCCGUCUCCCGGUGAGUGAGUGAGCGAGCGACCGCGCGCGACGAGAGAGAGAGAGAGAGAGAGAGAGACCUAGGACCCUCCCAUGAUAACUAUGAGCACCUCUUUGGGGUCCCAUUUAUUUGUUUCAUUGAAUAUGACUGAAUAGGAUUUAACAUGCCUUCGGUGGGAAGACGAGGCCACGAGUAAUGUCUGCUUCCGCUUGCGC
This is a messenger RNA of Gadus macrocephalus (Pacific cod), 2105 nucleotides long. RefSeq names its product lecithin retinol acyltransferase b, tandem duplicate 1 (gene lratb.1). Bases 103 to 1740 code for a protein of 545 amino acids. The transcript has 18 exons. Lineage: Eukaryota; Metazoa; Chordata; Actinopteri; Gadiformes; Gadidae. The record is from RefSeq and is a predicted model, not a curated record.